Molecule: messenger RNA, 1975 nt
Organism: Thlaspi arvense
Lineage: Eukaryota; Viridiplantae; Streptophyta; Magnoliopsida; Brassicales; Brassicaceae
Source: the annotation of a GenBank genome assembly
GAACAAGCAUUAUCUGUAAGGCAUUAUUAGUGGCUGAUCAAAUACGACGACCGACAAUCUUUCUUCUCCUUUCUCUUCUUCUUCUCUCCAUCGUCUUCAUCAUUAGAGCAUCGUAUACGAAUUCAGUAGCUUCGAGAUGAUCUCUCUUUACCUUUAGAUCAUCUUCUAAACUGUUAUCCCACCAAAUUUCCAAUCCUCGGUGAAUUUCUAGGGUUGGAGAUCUAUCUCAUCGAUUUUGCUGUCUCACAACUAUCCGAUGAGAAGUUCUGGGUUGGUUCUUCUCAACUUCUUCUUCUUCUACUACUUCUUCAAUCCGAUUUCCUCUGUAGAGGGAGCUUUUGUUGGAACUUAUGGGAUAAACUAUGGAAGGAUUGCGGAUAACAUACCGUCGCCGGAAAAAGUAGUGUUGCUUCUAAAGCAAGCCAAAAUUCGGAAUGUUCGUAUCUACGACGCAGACCACAGUGUGCUCGAAGCUUUCAGUGGGACUGGUUUAGACCUUGUGGUUGGACUACCAAAUGGGUUCUUGAAAGAGAUGAGCUCAAACGCCGAUCACGCAGCGACUUGGGUCAAAGAGAAUGUUCAGUCUUUCUUACCGGAGACUCGGAUCCGUGGCAUCGCCAUAGGGAACGAAGUUCUCGGAGGCGGCGACUCCGAGCUCUCGGGAGCCUUGCUCGGCGCUGCUAAAAACGUCUACAACGCGUUGAAGAAACUGAAUCUUGAGGACACCGUGCAGAUCACCACGGCUCAUUCGCAGGCUGUGUUUGCUAACUCCUACCCUCCUUCGUCCUGUAUAUUCAAAGAGAAUGUUGUUCAGUUCAUGAAGCCACUGUUGGAGUUCUUUCAUCAGAUUGGCUCUCCUUUUUGUUUGAACGCUUACCCUUUCUUGGCCUACACUUAUAACCCCACCGAGAUCGACAUCAACUAUGCUCUAUUCAAGCCCACGGAAGGCAUCUACGACCCGAAAACAGAUCUUCGUUAUGACAACAUGCUUGAUGCUCAGAUUGAUGCUGCCUACAUGGCGCUGCAAGAUGCUGGUUUCAAGAAGAUGGAGGUUGUUAUUACCGAAACAGGGUGGGCUUCUAAAGGUGACUCCGAUGAACCUGCAGCGACGCCGGAGAACGCGAGGACUUAUAACUAUAACCUCAGGAAAAGGCUUGCAAAGAGGAAAGGGACACCUCUUAGACCCAAAACGGUGCUCAAGGCAUACAUCUUUGCAUUGUUCAACGAAAAUUCAAAACCUGGCAAGAGCUCAGAGACACACUUUGGACUUUAUAAGCCUGAUGGAACUAUAUCUUAUGAUAUUGGAUUCGACAGUCUAAAAUCAGAUGCUGCCAAGUCACCCUUUUCAUCGUCAAAGAGAGCUUGUUACUAUGUGGCACUAGUCAUCUCUGUCUCGGUUUUCCUCCUGAUGAUAUAACUGCAGAAGUGGUAUGAGCUUUGACUGUUGGAUUUUGUCAUACAUUUUUAAUAAUAUGAUAGAUUGAUUAUUACUAGGAGUGAGAGAGGCUAACGAAAUGGUAGGAGCACAAAUUUAUGGGAUUUCUCAUACAUCGCAGCCAUAUAGAUAAUAUUUUCUUAUAUCAUCAUCAGACACAUAUAUGUAUAUCAAUCUUAUGUGAACAAAUUUAUACAUAAAUUUGGAUCUCUACUUAGAUUAAAAGGUAGUACUAGAGAAUUACGGAUUUGUGUUUCUGCCUACAGAAGAAUAAGCUCUGAAAGAUUACUGAUUUGAUGCCACAAGCAUAACAAAAUCAUAUUCAAAAGAUUCACAUCAGGAUUUGUGUUUGGAUCGAUCUCAGCUCGAAGCAGAGUGCCUAGCAGAAGAGAAACCACAGCAACGGGUCCAAUUGCUAUAUCCCUCGAACAAAAUCGAAUCUGUAAAACGAAACCAUACUGGAUUCAUCAGUUAUCAUCAUCCCCUGUUUCUCAAAAGAAAACCUGUCGGAAAUUUUUAGUAAUCAACCACACAAAUCAU